This is a messenger RNA of Pangasianodon hypophthalmus (striped catfish), 3618 nucleotides long. It is a transcript of the gene sirt1, whose product is annotated as sirtuin 1. Bases 40 to 2244 code for a protein of 734 amino acids. NCBI's taxonomy places the organism in Eukaryota, Metazoa, Chordata, Actinopteri, Siluriformes, Pangasiidae. The transcript is spliced from 9 exons. The record is from RefSeq and is a predicted model, not a curated record. Gene Ontology annotation, molecular function: NAD+ binding.
CAUUUCCUGGGCUUGGUGGCCUAAACGCGCAUUUAAAAGAUGGCGGACACGGAACAUAAAUCGGUCGCCGAUUGUGAUAGAACAAGCGAGCCGGUCCGUAAGAAAUCACGGAGUAGUGUUCUUCAGAACUGUGGUCCAGACGCUAUUAACGGAGGUCAAGUAACAAGUGGAGACCAGUUAGGUGGGAGUUGUGCGGUGGAGAUUUCGGUACGGCCCGAAGAUGCAGAACCGGAGAUGGGGGUGGCUCAGGCCACAGAGGGUGCACAAGAAAACAGCAAUGAGCCUGUGACCUCGGAGCUCACAAAAGAUUACGCUAAUGCAGAUAAGACUCUAAUGUCUGGACCUGAAAGUGAGGUGUUAGGGUUAAUGGACGAUGAUAUUCACCGCAAUGGAUUUUAUUCACCUGAGUUAGGUGAUGAUGAGGACUGCUCUUCUCAUGCCAGUUCUAGUGACUGGACUCCCCAGCCACGUAUUGGUUCUUACCGCUUUAUUCAGCAACAAAUAAUGAGAGAGACUGAUCCACGGACUAUUCUAAAUGACCUGCUUCCAGACACUGCCAUUCCACCAGAUCUUGAUGACAUGACACUAUGGCAGAUUGUCAUCAACAUCUCGGAGCCUCCAAAGAGAAAGAAACGCAAAGAUAUUAACACCAUAGAGGAUGUCAUCAGACUGCUUCAUGAUUCCAAAAAGAUACUUGUCCUGACUGGUGCUGGGGUUUCUGUUUCCUGUGGAAUACCUGAUUUUAGGUCUAGAGAUGGGAUUUAUGCUCGACUUGCUGUUGAUUUUCCAGACCUUCCAGAUCCUCAAGCAAUGUUUGAUAUUGAGUACUUCCGAAGGGAUCCAAGGCCAUUUUUUAAAUUUGCGAAGGAAAUCUACCCUGGACAAUUUCGGCCAUCACUUUGUCACAGAUUUAUUGCUAUGCUGGAUAAGAAAGAGAAGAUUCUCAGGAACUACACUCAGAACAUUGACACUCUGGAGCAGGUUGCGGGAGUCCAAAGGGUCAUGCAGUGUCAUGGUUCCUUUGCAACUGCAUCCUGCCUUGUGUGUAAACACAAAGUUGAUUGUGAUGCCAUAAGGGAAGAUAUAUUCAGACAGGUUGUUCCCCAUUGUCCAAAGUGCUCUAAUAUCCCUUUCGCUAUUAUGAAACCAGACAUCGUCUUCUUUGGUGAGAACCUUCCAGAAGCUUUUCAUAGGGCCAUGAAGCAGGACAAGGAUGAGGUGGAUCUCCUCAUUGUUAUUGGAUCCUCUUUGAAAGUGCGACCAGUGGCUCUUAUCCCAAGCGCUGUUCCCCAUGAAGUGCCUCAAGUUUUGAUCAACCGUGAGCCCCUGCUUCACUUGAACUUUGACGUAGAACUGCUAGGAGACUGUGAUGUCAUUGUCAACGAAUUAUGUCACCGACUGGGUGGUGACUUUGAGGAGCUUUGCUACAACUCUUCUCGACUAAGUGAGAUCACAGACUUGCCGCCUCCUCUGCCAACUACUCUACCUGAACAGGCAUGUGCUAAAGUCCAAACAUCUGAAGUUCAAAAUACAGGACACUUUUUCACAAAACAAGAUGAGACAGUUGCAGAAACAUCGGAGACAGUAACAGUUAUAGACUCUUGUCCAAGUGCACAGUUCCCAAAUGUUGGGGAUUUGAACACAUCUUGUACAUCCAAAGAAGCAAGACCCUCUUCAGAGCUAGAAAACAGAUCAAGCUCACCAAAACCUUCAACACAAGAAAAUGAUGGGUGUCCUAAUGCACAGCCAAGGCCCUCCCAAAAGAGCUCAGAUGCCUAUCGGAAUGCACCAUUGGAGGCUGUUAGAAAUAGUCCACAUAUACAACAAGAGAGAGAGGGGAUAAUGGAGAUGCUGGAUAUGCAAAUUGAAGAGAAGCAUAAAAAUCAAACAAAUGAUGUCGGCAAACGAUGCUGGCUUAAACAGAUCUGUCGAAAUCCAAUCAGUAAUCGCCUUGGAACUUCCCAAUACUUGUUUCAGGCUCCGAAUCGUUACAUUUUCCAUGGAGCUGAAGUGUACUCCUGCUCAGAAGAUGAGACAUCCAGUUCCUCUGACAAUGAGGGCUCCUGCUGCAGUGGCAGUGGUUUAGAGGAACAAGAAAGCGAUGCAGAGGAGGAAUGCACACCUGGCGACUGUCCAAGACCUGGGGAAGGUGGUGUUGGAGAGACAGGGGAUGAAAAUACAUACAUGUCAAACAUUCACACACACAGUAUAAUGGAGAAUCUCGACACAAUGACAGACCUCUAAAAUAUGGUCUCCCUGUUCUCUAUAAGUACUAUGUAUAGGUUUUGUGCUUACUUCUGUUUGAGACUGUAUAUUUUUGUACUCUCCUGCCGCCAGUCCCACCCUUGUACUGUUACAGCGUGCUCCAAGUCUCUUUGGACGGGGAAUUCACAGUAGUGUUUUUUAUUGUUUAUUCAGUUUUGAUUAGAGAUGAAAGGUUGAUGGAUUCAAAGUAUUGGUUACUUGUAUUAAGGUAUUUCAAUAUUUUAUAUGUGCUGCAUUAUUUUGGUUGUAUAGCUCUUGUGUCCAGUCCCCCAUUUGAUGAACAUAUGUUUGGAUAAAUUAAGUUAAUGUCAAUUUACUUAUGCUUAUUGCAUAUUUCUUGUACACUUCCAGUUUAACUAUGUACAAACAUGUAGGAGGAUUCUGAGGAAAAACAAAUCAGUUCAAAGCAAAAGUCAAGAAUUUGGAUUAUCUUUGUAAAAUAAAAAUAUGUGCAAUAAAACCUCUUAGUCCAAGAACAUCUUACAGGCACUUUCAACAAACAAAUUAAGAAGUACACUGCAAAACAUGCAUGUGGCUGAAACAGAAAGGCCUGAUAAGACUGAGUUGAGGCUAGAGGCUUUAGAUGACUGACUGACUGACUAUAAACUACAUUUUGAGGGCACUGCAUGUCAUGCCUGAGCUGCAUGCACAAACAUUUGUUUGGCUGGUUAAAAUAAUUUCAAUUAUUUUGACUUGAAAUUGAACUGUAUGUAAUUUUACUGUAGUUAUUAACCUGAAAAGAUAAUGUGACAACUUUGUAAUUACUAGGUUUUUUUUUUUUCUUUUUCUAAAUCAUAUAUUUUCUUCAUUUAUAUAAAAAUUUUUAAACCUAUAGGUUCCUGUUGGAAUGAUUCACUAUCAGUGCUUCAGUGGUCAACACAUCACCUAUGUUACAGAGGUUUCAAGACUUCUGUUAAAAAGAGUUCUUCAAUUGCCAUCUUGCCAACUAAAUGCUAUCUCUCUUAAUUUUGUCAUGCCAUAAAGUCAGGUCCAUAAGCAUUUGGACAGUGACACAAUUUUUGUAAUUUUGCAAAAACUGAAGGCAGAAAGGCCCACAAACAAGCAGAGCCUGAAGACAGCUGCAGGAAAGGCCUGGCAAAGCAUCUCAAGGGAGGCAACUCAGCAUUUGGUGAUGUCCAUAGGUGCCAGAUUUCAGGCAGUCAUUGACUGCAAAGGAUUUGCAUCCUAGUAUUAAAAAUAAUCUUAAUAUUUAUGAUUGUUAGUUUGUCCAAUUAUUUUUGAGCCUGUGAAAAUGGAGGGACUAUGUAAAAAAAUGGCUGUAAUUCCUAAACAAUUAAUGCAAUUAUUUUUUUGUUAAACCCCUUGAAUUAAAGCUGAAAGUCUACACUUCAA